GCAACGAGGCGCCGAGGGGUAGAGUGCGGCCGAGGCUUUUGCUGUGAAGGGUCAGUCGACUCUAGGUUCUCUAUAAUACCUCGUUCAUCUUCACACCGCCAUCAUGCCGCCUCCUUCGAUCAAGAAGAUGAGCAGCUUCAUCAGUGACAAAGAUGAGAAAAAGAGUUGCGGCAAGACGGUGGCGAGGAUCAUGUUCUCCCACGUCGGCCUCUUCAUCCUCGUCUCGGUCUACACUGUCGUUGGAGCCUACCUCUUCAUCUCCAUCGAGAAACCGGCGGAGGAAAUGCGUUACCAGAAGAAGCGGAACGUCGCCAUGGACAUCAACGACGCCACCAAGUACAUCAUUUCCCUAUUGUGGUACCAUAACAGCCUUAACCACACGAAGGCUGAGUAUCACAGUUUGGUCAUGAAGAAUUUGGUGGUAUUUCACGAAUUUGUUGUGGCAAAAAGCGGCGACUCGGCCAUCAAAUAUGAUGGAAAUGUCAACAAGUGGGACUGGGACUGGACGCUCUCCAAGUCGCUUCUGUUCACCGUUACUAGCAUCGCUGCGAUUGGAUACGGCCACAUCGCCCCUAAGACCUUCCAAGGCCGCGUGUUCACAAUCUUCUACAACGUCAUUGGCAUUCCACUCCUCCUGGUGUUCUUAGCGAACAUUGGUGACUUCCUUGCGAAUACGUGCAGAUACCUCUACAGCCGACUGUGCUGCCGCUGGUGUAGGAUUCGCCGGAGGAUAAGCGAGCAGAAGAAAGGCAAGACCGUGGAGAAGAGGAGCCUGUGGAAGGAUGACGUUGGCUUCGAGACCUUCAUGCCCACAAAUUCGGUGGACGUGCCCAUCGUCGUGAACUUGUGCAUCAUCACCGUCUACCUGAUGCUUGGCGGCGCCCUGUUCUCGUGGUGGGAGAACUGGAACCUUCUGGAGUCCGUUUACUUCACGUUCAUCACACUCACGACCAUCGGCUUUGGCGACUACGUGCCCGGAAAUUCGUUCCUCGAUCUCUCUGAUGGCCUCAUGGCUGCCAUGAAGAUGCUGGUGACGGUGCUCUUCUGCUUGUUUGGAAUGGCACUGCUGUCCAUGUGUAUCAAUUUGAUGCAGGAGCAGCUGGUGGCCAAAUCCCGCUGGCUCGCCAGGGAGAUUGGGCUCAUCGAAGAGGAAGUUGAUCCUAUGGUUAAGUACAAGUACAAGAAGAGCAAGCGCGGCACCGUCCCCGAGACCCAGCAGGACCGCGACGGCAACAAGCGGCUCAGCCUGAUGCCGGCGUACGAGGGCGAGUCCACCACCACAAAAGCAGGAAACUUUACCAACAUCCAGGAGGAGCUGGAGGAUCUCUAAGGGGAGAGGCUUAAGAGGGUACAGAUAAGGUGGGGGGAAGAAAGGAAUUCGAUAUAGUGGAUUAUAAAGGAACAGAUAAAAGGGGUCAUGGACAUUGCUGAGGGUGAGGUAAAAGGAUGGGCGCGGAUUAAAGGUCCAAAAGAAUA
Penaeus indicus is the source of this 1476-nucleotide messenger RNA. Its product is annotated as TWiK family of potassium channels protein 7-like. NCBI's taxonomy places the organism in Eukaryota, Metazoa, Arthropoda, Malacostraca, Decapoda, Penaeidae. Gene Ontology annotation, cellular component: plasma membrane. The transcript has 10 exons. The coding region runs from base 104 to 1330 and encodes 408 amino acids. Gene Ontology annotation, biological process: stabilization of membrane potential; potassium ion transmembrane transport. The record is from RefSeq and is a predicted model, not a curated record. Gene Ontology annotation, molecular function: potassium ion leak channel activity; outward rectifier potassium channel activity.